GUACGGCAGGUUCACCAACCUUACAAUUCAAAAGUUCCUACUACCUUCUGCAUUUUGUCCCUCCCUCGAGAGUUAUUGAACAAACAAAACUAAACGAUAAUGGCGGCCGUAGCAGCAGCAAAAGCUCUCGAAGUACGAGAAAUAACAAGGAUUGAGCGAAUUGGGGCUCACUCUCACAUCCGAGGUUUAGGAUUAGAUGACAGCCUUGAAGCACGACAUGUUUCUCAGGGCAUGGUGGGUCAGGUCACGGCUCGACGAGCUACCGGUGUGAUUUUGGAAAUGAUUAAAGAAGGAAAAAUAGCAGGCCGCGCUGUAUUGCUCGCCGGACAACCAGGUACUGGUAAAACAGCUAUCGCUAUGGGUCUUGCUCAAGCUUUAGGUCAAGAUACGCCCUUUACAUCGAUGGCUGGAUCAGAAAUUUAUUCAUUGGAGAUGGGUAAAACUGAGGCAUUGACUCAGGCCAUUCGAAAAUCUAUCGGAGUGCGAAUAAAAGAAGAAACGGAAAUAAUAGAGGGUGAAGUCGUUGAAAUUCAAAUUGAUAGACCAGCUACUGGAGUUGGAGCUAAAGUUGGAAAACUAACUCUCAAAACAACUGAAAUGGAAACGAUUUAUGAUUUAGGUAACAAAAUGAUUGAUAGUUUGAUGAAGGAAAAGGUACAAGCAGGAGAUGUUAUAACUAUUGAUAAGGCAACUGGAAAAAUUAACAGACUCGGACGUUCAUUUACACGUGCACGAGAUUACGAUGCAACUGGAUCACAAACAAGAUUUGUUCAAUGUCCAGAAGGAGAAUUACAAAAGCGUAAAGAAGUUGUCCAUACUGUUUCAUUACAUGAAGUUGAUGUUAUUAACAGUAGAACUCACGGAUUCUUGGCGCUGUUUUCUGGAGAUACAGGUGAAAUAAAAUCAGAAGUACGAGAGCAAAUUAAUGCUAAAGUUGUAGAAUGGAGAGAAGAAGGUAAAGCUGAAAUAGUACCCGGAGUUUUAUUUAUUGACGAAGUUCACAUGCUUGAUAUCGAAUGUUUUUCAUUUCUUAAUCGUGCUCUGGAAAAUGAAAUGGCACCUAUUGUAAUUAUGGCAACUAACAGAGGGAUAACUCGAAUUCGAGGAACCAACUAUAAAAGCCCUCAUGGUAUUCCGAUUGAUCUUUUAGACCGUAUGAUUAUUGUUCCAACUAGUCCUUAUCAAGAAAAAGAUCUCAAAGAAAUUUUGAAAAUUCGAUGUGAGGAAGAAGAUUGUGAAAUGGCUGAUGAUGCUCUUACCGUUCUGACUAGGAUUGCCUUAGAAACAUCGUUGAGAUACGCUAUUCAGCUCAUUACUACUGCAUCGUUGGUUAGCCGUAAAAGAAAAAGCACAGAAGUGAGCAUUGAAGAUGUAAAACGAGUUUAUUCUUUAUUCUUGGAUGAAAAUAGAUCGACGCAAUUUUUAAAAGAGUAUCAAGAUGACUUUCUAUUUAAUGAAUCUCCAGCCGAGCAAUCUAUGGAGAUCGCAUAGGGAAGAUAAAAACAGCGUAAGAAAAAACAUUGGUUCACUUCAAUAUUUUUAUUUUCAAUAUCUAUUAAUUUUUUAUUUUCAAAAAUAAGUUGCUUAUUACCAAGUCCAUUUUUUAAGUAUUUGUAUUUAGAUAAAAAUAAUAAACAAUUCAAAGAAAUUUUUUUGGUUUAAUUUUAUUAACGGUUCGAUAAAUCAUGUAACAGUUAAUUUCAAUUAAAAUAAGUAAAUAGUUUUCCUCCAAUCUUUUAGUUCUAAUUAUUAAAAAAAUUAAUAAUAAAAAUAAAUAUUCAAAUACUUUUCCACUAAGCACA
This is a messenger RNA of Cotesia glomerata, 1802 nucleotides long. It is a transcript of the gene rept, whose product is annotated as ruvB-like 2. Gene Ontology annotation, molecular function: ATP hydrolysis activity; DNA helicase activity; ATP binding. Gene Ontology annotation, cellular component: NuA4 histone acetyltransferase complex; R2TP complex; Ino80 complex. The coding region runs from base 100 to 1491 and encodes 463 amino acids. NCBI's taxonomy places the organism in Eukaryota, Metazoa, Arthropoda, Insecta, Hymenoptera, Braconidae. The transcript is spliced from 5 exons. The record is from RefSeq and is a predicted model, not a curated record. Gene Ontology annotation, biological process: box C/D snoRNP assembly; regulation of transcription by RNA polymerase II; chromatin remodeling.